CAAUAACGUGAUGUCUUCCGCCGUCUGCUCCAUCAGUCCACUGUCAAUUGUCGACUUGGAGAGAUGGAACCGCUGUGCCUCGUGGGUCUGCUGUGUUUGGGCUUUGUAGGCUUAGGUGUCGCCGACGAGCCUGCCCCCGUUCCUGGAGGAGUUUAUCGGUUCGAGGAUGACUGCAAGGAGGAGGCGAAGGGCCUUCUGGAUUCUUCCCUCGCCAAGCUGGCCAGAAAAGAUGGGCCAACAUACAAGACCGUCUCCCUGGCAACCGUCACUCGCGAGCUUGAGGCCGGGAAUCUCUUCACCUACGAGGUGGAGCUGGAGCACGGGGCCGAAAAUAAACAGUGCAUCGUGAGGCUCCUCAACCAGCCCUGGAGGGAAGAGAAAGUCACCAAAAUCCAGGUCAAGUGCGGCGAGGAGGAAGAGGUGGCGCACAACUUCAUCAGCGAGGAAUCCUAUUUCGAACGUUACUGACAUACAGACCGCUUACCGCCUUGUAAAGUGAAUAAAGCGCCCCUAAUUACUCCCCCAA
Drosophila ananassae is the source of this 526-nucleotide messenger RNA. RefSeq names its product cystatin-like protein. The coding region runs from base 64 to 468 and encodes 134 amino acids. The transcript is spliced from 2 exons. Lineage: Eukaryota; Metazoa; Arthropoda; Insecta; Diptera; Drosophilidae. The record is from RefSeq and is a predicted model, not a curated record.